Cephus cinctus (wheat stem sawfly) is the source of this 2523-nucleotide messenger RNA. Its product is annotated as nischarin. Lineage: Eukaryota; Metazoa; Arthropoda; Insecta; Hymenoptera; Cephidae. Bases 522 to 1928 code for a protein of 468 amino acids. The transcript is spliced from 2 exons. The record is from RefSeq and is a predicted model, not a curated record. Gene Ontology annotation, molecular function: phosphatidylinositol binding; integrin binding; protein kinase binding. Gene Ontology annotation, cellular component: cytoplasm.
ACUCAUAUCUGUUAUCGGUAACAAUGAUUUAGGAAAUAAGAAACAGAAGUGUUACAUAUCAGUAUAGUAUACAUAUAUGUGCAUGAUGGGAUGAAAGACUAUUUUUUGCAGCUGGUUUAUUUAUUUUUCCUGCAUUUAUGAUUAAAAGAUUUUGAGUUAGUGUUACCUAUGGUGCUAAAGUGAAUGAAUAUGUCUCGUAAAUAUAAUACGUAUGUCAAUGGUUGAAUCCGAGUGGAGGGAUUGUCCUUGUAAAGAUGUGUGCUACAACGGCAAUGUAUUAUUGCGGGAGAUAACAGUUACUACUGUCAAAUUCGAUAUUUCGUGGUACGCUGUAAACAGAAAGGAAGACUACAAUGUCCCGUUGGGAUAAGGUAUCUGUAUUUUGUUGCGAAUAGAACAACAGCUUCUCUACGUGUAAGAGUCGGGCGUUUGUAAUCGGAGGAUAACCUACGAAUCGCUGGCUGGGAAAAAGAACACUUGCCGUUACUGAGACUCAGUCAAGUUUCUUGCUCUUUGCCAGAAUGGCGUGCUUAUUAUUGAAUCAGGACGACGUGCAAGUCAAAAUUCCGUCUGUGGAGACUGUCGAUAAUGUUACAUAUUAUAAUAUCGAGGUUAGGAUAGCAGCUGUUAAGUGGACAGUAAAGCACAGAUACAACGAAUUUGCUGAACUUCAUGAAAUACUUGUCUCCGAACAUUGUGUUGAAAAAGACAUAUUGCCACCAAAGAAACUCAUUGGGAACAAGAGUGAGAUAUUUGUGGAAAAGAGACGCAUUGGGCUGGAAUCAUAUCUCAACGCAGUCUAUCAAUACCUAAAGAAAGCCAUGCCCAGAGAGUUUGCGCUGUUCCUUGAUUUUCAUAUGUACGAUAUUUUCUUUCUGCUCCAAAAUAUGGCUCAACAGUUCUUUGCCGAAGGGGAUUCAUUACUACAAACUUCUCAAAGCUAUACGUUUAAUCCAGUCCAGUUACAUGCAGUCAGUGAGAGAUUAAAGCAGCCCUGUCCUCCGUUGGAAGUAGUGGAUAAAAAAUUUGAUUUUAGCCAUGUUUUAGACUUCAAUUCCCACUUGAAUACACUUAUAAUUCAAAGUAGUAGUGAUCCAUAUGGUACAAGUAACAUAUACCCAUCAUCGCUCCCACUUGAAUUGUCAACAUUUAAGAAUGUGGAAAAUUUAACAGUCGACUCUUAUCCGAUGGAUAAGAUCUACAACAUGGGAAAUUUGCGAGACACGGUAAAAGUUUUAAAAGUUCACAACACAAAUCUUAAGAAUAUAGUUGAUCUAGCAAUGUGUGAAGAGGUGCACAAACACAUAACUAAUGCCAAUGAUUCUCAUCUCUGGCUUCAAGUUACGCAUCUGGAUUUGAGUAAUAACGCAAUAGAGACAAUAGACGAAGCAAUCCGUCUCCUACCGCAUAUCGAAUCCUUGACACUGAACGAUAAUGUCCUCACUGAAAUUUCAAACGUGACACUUUUACCACGUCUCUCACAGCUUCAUCUGGCGUCUAAUAAUUUUACAAUCCUACCUAACGAUCUUCAUACAAAAUUAGGCAACAUAGUUUUCAUAGACUUCUCCCAGAACAAACUUACCACACUUGCGGCCUUCUCCAAGCUUUACUCCCUGGAGGGACUCGACGUGAGUUGCAACCGUAUCGAGGACAUCGAGGAAGUUAAAAAUAUCGGCGGUCUGCCGUGUCUGGAGAAUCUAAGACUAACCGGGAAUCCAGUGUCUACCAUAGUCGAUUACAGGGUGAAGGUCCUGGAACCGUUUGGCAAGAGGGCCGUUGAAAUAUGUUUGGACAACGAAAAACCGAAUCAAAAGGAACUGGACACAGUUUCAGUAUUGCAGGCAUUACGAAUAGCGCGAGAGGGUAAAUCGCCAACGUUUACGGCAGCGGAUGCGCCAUUGUUCUCAGCGGAAAUACCGAGUAUCUAGAGAUCCCGGAAAUUCGUUUAACAAAAUAAAGAAAGAAUCUACAUGAAUGAAGAUACGCUGCCAGUGCACUUACAAUUUUUGUAUUAAGAAAAUGGCUGAUAUAAUGAGGACAACGAUGCCAGUCUUUCAUUCGUCGAGACAUAUGUUUCCUAAGAAUAUUAAUGUUUCCAGUAUCCAAAGGACUGUCGUAUUUCUUUUUCUCGAUAACUUGGGCGCGUACCGGUGCUCUAACUGUCAUUAUCUUAUGAUAGCGAUAUCCUAAUCAAUAUAAGCGUAUACCAAAACAGUAAUAUGUAGCCCCACGCGUAAAAUCUAUUUUUUUUUCAUUUUGGUAAAUUUUUGUUAUGUAUCGUGAGUCGGAACGCAAAAGAUACAAGAACAUUGAAACGAAUACACGGAAGAACAAAUAAGAAAUAAGGCAUGCCGGUACAGUGGACAAUAUUUGUAUGCGUAUAGAAUUUUUUAAAGGUGCGAUCCUUUUGUAAAAGGAAAGCAGAACGGCGAAUGAAUUUUAUAUGUAAGUAACUAAUAAGACUAUUAAUCUGUAUAUAAGAUAACAAACUAUUUUGUUAAUAAAGUAAUAAAUCUGUGAUAA